AUGGACGAAAAAGUUGAGGAAAAGAGUGGCGGUAACGGUGAUAUUGUUGGGGAUAACACUGAGACGUCAAUGGGAACACAGGAAGAUAAUGAUAGAGUGAAUGAUGGAGAGAGAGAUAGAGAUGGAGAUGGAGAUUCGCUGGAAGGCUUGGAGACGGUGUAUGUGAAUAAUUUGAAUGACAAAGUGUCAUUGAAUAAGAUCAAAGGAGAAUUGGAAAACGUGUUUCAGAAGUACGGCAAGAUUAUACAAAUUACAGCACAUAAAAACCUCAAGAUGAAGGGACAGGCAUUUGUUACGUUUGAGAACAAGGCUGCGAGUCGGGCUGCGAUUGACGGGCUACAGGAGCAUGAGAUGUUCGGUAGGCCCAUACAUGUAGAAUACGCCAAAGGGAACUCAGAUAAUUAUUAUCGCGAUAUAUUGAAAGAUGAGGAGGCGAUAGAGAUACGGAAGCAGUUGAAAUUAAAGACUAAUGAGCAGGCUGCUGCCAAGGGAGUCAAGAAGCCAGGAGUCAAGAAAGUGCAGACGUGGAAAGCUAUUCCACCCAAUAAGAUCCUUUUGAUCCAAAGCUUGAAGCCCGAAACCACCAAUGGAGAUCUUUUGGAAUUCUUUGAGGCAUAUGGCGGGUUUAUUCAUAGUCGGUUGGUGAAGGCAAGGAACUUGUCGUUCAUUGAAUUUGAAAACGAAGCAUCAGCCACGAGCUGUUUAGAGGAUUUGACCAAGGAAAAAUUAGAGCAAUUUGGUAGCGAUGCAUUGGUGACAUAUGCUAAGAAAUAG
Debaryomyces fabryi is the source of this 774-nucleotide messenger RNA. RefSeq lists its product as uncharacterized. NCBI's taxonomy places the organism in Eukaryota, Fungi, Ascomycota, Pichiomycetes, Serinales, Debaryomycetaceae. The transcript has a single exon. The coding region runs from base 1 to 774 and encodes 257 amino acids. The record is from RefSeq and is a predicted model, not a curated record. Gene Ontology annotation, molecular function: RNA binding.